Messenger RNA from Saccharomyces paradoxus, 270 nucleotides. RefSeq names its product Wip1p (gene WIP1). Bases 1 to 270 code for a protein of 89 amino acids. The record is from RefSeq and is a predicted model, not a curated record. The transcript has a single exon. Lineage: Eukaryota; Fungi; Ascomycota; Saccharomycetes; Saccharomycetales; Saccharomycetaceae.
AUGGAUACGGAAGCAUUGGCCAAUUAUUUGCUACGGCAGCUAAGCUUAGAUGUGGAGGAGAAUAAGCUAGAAAAUCUCCUUCAGCGGCAAAAUGGGGAUGAAGAGCUCAGUCAAGAAUAUAACAAGAAACUAUUAUUAGCAUGUGGAUUUCAGGCCAUUUUGAGGAAAAUCCUGGUAGAUGCUAGGGCAAGGGCAGCCGCAGAAGGCCUGAGGGAAGUGUAUCCUUAUCAUGUCGAGGCUGCGACGCAGGCCUUUUUGGACAGUCAAUGA